AUGCUCAAAUCGUUUAAGUCCGUCUACGAUCUGAACUACACGGGCCGCAAUUACGACGUUUUAGAGGAAAUGAACGGAUGCCGCAUGGGUUACAUAGAGAAGGAGAAGCUCGAGUCGGCUAGCACUCAACAAAUAGCCCCACCAAAAUGCACGGUGCCCAAAGCCAAGAUCAGUUCGAUAAAAGAUGUUUUGCACGAGCCGGAUAACCUGACUACUGCAGAGAAGGUUGUCUUAUUGAAGGCCAAGGCGCAAAAGGCACGUGAAGAGUUGAAAAGGAUGGAAGCAACUCGUGACUAUUAUAUCCGUAAGCUGAAGUACGUUGAGCAGCUAUGCAAUUUAUUUGAAUCGCCAUCGCAGCAGCGCCAAUUAAUCGAUGCUGUGACCAAAACUCUUGCCGAAAUUGUCAUGGCUGCCAACCGCGACGAAGAGCAAUAA
Drosophila willistoni is the source of this 435-nucleotide messenger RNA. RefSeq lists its product as uncharacterized. The record is from RefSeq and is a predicted model, not a curated record. NCBI's taxonomy places the organism in Eukaryota, Metazoa, Arthropoda, Insecta, Diptera, Drosophilidae. The transcript has a single exon. The coding region runs from base 1 to 435 and encodes 144 amino acids. Gene Ontology annotation, molecular function: microtubule binding.